UGACAUCCUUACACCACCGGGCAAUAGUCUCCAUGUUAUGUGAUUGGUUCACAUCACUGUCAGCCCCGCCCAUUUUCAAAGAGGACACCAAUUCUGUGAUUUAAAAGAAAAUUUAUUACAAAACAUACUACAAAACACUAAAAUGGCGAUUAAAACGUCCCUGUCACUGUAUUCUGACUUGAGAAUGUAAACAAAUACGACAUCUGGGGAUAUAAACUGGAUAAUACAGCAGUCAGCAGGCCACACGGAGAGCUGGAUGCCAAAAAAAUACUUAUUUAACUACUGGAUUCAGUAUGAACUUUAACAUUUUUUGUUAUUUAUUUAUGUCAUUUAUUUACGUAUGCUGCAUCAGCUACAUUUAAACAAAAUAUAUAAAGUCGUAUUUACUAUCCAACUUUGCCUUACUUAUUUUCCUGACUGAUUCAUACAUUAAAUAUGUUCUGCAGACUCAUAGUGGGAAAUGAAAUGUCCCUUGGGAAGACUAUUGUUACCGCCUGCAGCUUCAAGCAUUAUAGCCCCCUGUCGGUAACAAUAUAGUCUUAAUUUUCCACUAUAGCUAGCAAGUCUUACUUCAGAAAACAAAAUCGUUGCUUUGCAGGUUCAAAUGUAUGUUUAUCUGAAAUGCAUACACAAGCAGACACACAUUCUGCAAUAGGAAAUACUACAGCUAUGCAGAGAUAACCUAAAAUGGAUCUGCCAACCAGAAUUACCACAAAGCUUUCAAAAGUGUCAGAUGAACAGGUAACCUGUAUGGGGUUUCUAGAAAAGGAUAGCUAUGACAAGUACAUACAAGUUGUUCCAGGCAACAGAUGAAGCAAUUUCAAUUGCAAGCAGUGUCCUCUAAUGUGCAGCUCAUGUCAAAGAAUGCAUACUACACUAUAAAGUGCUUCAGCAACCGGAAGCCUUUUCCAGACUUAGGAGUCAUGUACAGUAAUCAAUCGCUUCAGCAUUUAUCAUGCAGUACAAGUAUUGUUUGGCACACCUUACGUUGUGCAAUUCCACCUGGCUGCAUCACAGCUUAAUUAGAAUGACUCAACCUGGGGUAUUUCCACAGCUGCUCAAACAAGAAUACCAUUUUAUUGUUGCGUGAUUUCUUUUGAAGAUAGCCUUUAUUAGCAUCAUUUACACUGCUUGAUGUGAGCUUAAAUAUGGACAAUUACGCUCACAUUUUGGAUUUGUGAAAGAAACUUAAUCACAACUGGGUCUUGCUUAGAGGCCAUUUGACACUGCUUCAUUAUCCAAUUUUAUCAUACAGAAUUCUCUUUCAGAUGUUAAUUUAUAUGUACUGAAAGUCUACAUUUUAUUGUACCAUGUUCACCACGUCUUUUAUUGGAGUAGACACUUUUUUGUUAUUUUAUUUUUUUCUUCAUUUAUGCCUGGGUCUUUAAAAGUUCAUGAGUUAAUCAAUUUAGUACUCAGUCUAAUUCAUUUCAAUCAUUGUUUUAGAAAAACAACCUGCAGGCUUGCAUGAAGGAAUUGCACUUGCACCCCCUUGAACUAAAUCUUUCAUACAGAUGUCCACCUUGUUGUGGCAAACGUCUUGCUGGAAACAUAAAAACUGGAAUGACUUUUGUUUUUGCACUCAUACUAAGGUAUCUCAAAUCAGAAUACAUUUUCUGAUAGCACUAGAUCUCGUCACAUUGCAAAUAUUUGAAGCAAAUAUAAUCGUAUUGCUCUAUUCCUGGACAGCCCAGCAACUGUGUUUCCAUUGGCUUACCAAGAGCAGCCCCACCCCCACCCCCUCCUCCAUCUUCCUAUUUGCUUACACUCACACUCCAGUCUACCAGAUCUAGGAGAUGCUACACACCUGUUAGUGACAAAGUAUCAUCAAUAAGGACCCAUGGAUUCAGGGAACAACACUUUGGCAAAUACCCAUUUAAACUGCACCACUGACACCAGCUACCGCUUUGUCUUUCACCAGGUCAUGUACAGCUUCAUUUUCGUCUUUGGCUUGGUGGGCAACGGAUUGGCCUUGCGACAGUUCUGCGGCUCUCUCAAGACAGCCAACAGCACAGCGAUUUACAUGGCUAACCUCUCCGUGGCAGACCUCAUCUUCGUGGCCUCCUUGCCCCUGCGGAUCUACUACUACCACCACUCUGCAAAUCGCUGGACCCCGGGCCGUACCUUCUGCCUUCUGACCUUCACCCUCAAGUACAUCAGCAUGUACGGGGGCAUCUUCUUCCUGGCGUGCAUUGGAAUGGACCGCUUCUUUGCUGUGGUCUGCCCGUUGGCAAAGCGAUUGAGGAAGGUACGGACAGCCAGGGCAAUCAGCGUAGGUGCCUGGUGUCUUAUCCUGGUCCUCAGCAUUUCCCUACCAUUCCUGCGUUUGAUGGUUGCCACACGCCAGCAGCCCUGCCUGCCUGACCCUUCCUCCAGAAGGAACCGUCUGUUCAUCCUGGUCAUUCUCUUGCUAGUGGAAGCUGCCUUCCUCUUCCCCCUGUUCCUGCUCCUCUUCAGCUACUGCAGCAUCAUCAGGACCCUGCGCCAGCCCACCCGCCUUGCUCCGAGCAAGCCCUGGGAAGGGCGCACCAUGAGAAUGAUCUACUCCGUCAUCAUGGUCUUCCUUUUCUGUUUCGCCCCCUAUCACCUCAACCUCUUCUGGUUCACCCUCACCAAAGUAGAGCUUGUCCAAAACUGCACCUUGACCAAGAUCAAUCAGGCACUGCACCCUGUGGCACUUACUCUGGCCAGCAUGAAUUGCUGCCUCAACCCUCUCAUCUAUUAUUCCUCCAGCAAGAUGUUUCACAAAGAGUCAUCCACCAGCAGUGGAAGCCAGUGAAGAGACUAGUGUUUAUGUUAAAAGGUGGUUGUUAAAAAUGGUCAGUGCACUUACGUUAGCACAGAGAUCGACAGCACAUAUUUUACAAGUGAGUAUUCAUUCACUGUCCUUUCUACAACUUUAUUCUCUCCUACGUCUCAAACUGUUCCGCAUUAAAGGACACUGUGAGGAACUCUGUUCAAACCAGCAGCAUGGCAUUGGCCAUUGAAGCCAAACCGGAAUUGCAAUUAUAUAGAUAAUAUGAGUUAUAAAAUACUGGGGGAAAUGUCUGUACUAUUGUCUUGGCAUUUUGUGGCCUUCAAAAUGUUAUCAUUGAUACAAAUUGUAUUGAAACAGCCAAGCAUUUGCUUUUAGCAUGCAGUACAAAAACAAAAUCAUUAAAUGAACAACCAGUUUAUUUUGGCUAUGAAUUCACCCUUUGAAGCUAGUAUCUCAUUCAAAAGUGAAUUUGGUAGUUUGAAAAUGUUUCAACAAAAAGAUAUACAUUUAUGUUUUACAUCCCAAGUGCAAAGUGCAAGCAAGAGUACUUGGCUGUUUCUUGGAAGUGUUAUUGUUGAAAACAGAAAUCAGUUCAUGUUCUAAGCAAAUGACUGCCAGGAAAUGAAGAAACAAGAACCAGCAAGUCCCAGCUUCACUCAGAUGAAGAGUAUUUUCCACAUAUCAUUAGAUAUCAAGCGUUCAGGCAAAAAAAGCAGCAAUUUCAGUAGAACGAUUAAUAAAAUUAAAUAGUAUUAAAAUUAGACCAAUGAUUCAACCACAAGUCAGUCUUUUGCUGUAAAUGCAUUUCGUUGUUCUUUUUUUUUUAUUUGAGAAAGGAUUUCAGUAUUAAGAUGAACUCCAAUACUUUAUAAUUAUCUGAGGUAAGGAUUUCAAUAAAGCUAUUUGUUUGUUGCAACCGACUGUCCUUGUAAAAUGGAAAGCGUGCACUAUACAUGUUUUCCCAGACAACAGUGAUAAUGAAGGAUGGUAAAACCAUAGAAGGUUAAUUAGGUUCUCAAAAUAUUACACUUUUAAAAAGAGAUUUUUCCCAAAGUGGAUUCCCCAAGAGAUUAUAUCCACAGAGGACUCCAGUGGCUUUUUGUGUCGUAUUUUGUUUCUCGUACAAAAAGAAAAUUAAAAAACAAAAAAAGGAAUCCAGGACCAGUGUUGAUUAAGAACACAGAAAAUGUGAACCCAAUGUUUUCCCCACUUUACAUAGAAUCAACUGAACUUUUUUUUUUUUUUGGAGAAAAGAAAAAUAAACACACCAAAUCACUGCCAAAGGAAAAUCCAUUGUUGUCCUUUCUAAUACUGCAUUGUGAGCAUACAAAUCUAUUUCAACCUUCCUCCCCAACCUUUCAGGUUAGUUUCACAGUUUACAAGGCAACCCAGUAUUUGCAACAAUGUUGCUACGGUAAUUAGUUAGUGUGUUUUUCUGAACAAGCAUAUGUCCAUCCAUCUGUAUUUAUAUGGCACAUCUGUACAGAGCAACUUGUGAUAAUCUGGGAUACAUGGAGGCAUCUGUAUGUACAUCAGACUUUUAUACAGUUGCAUAACAUGUAUGGAGGUCAAGGCGAGAUACUUUCAUUAUAAGGAUACCUCUUCAUUGAUACAUCACUGGUGGGGUUGUAUGUCACCAAUAUACUUUUUUCUUUUUUUUAUUGCUGUCACUUUAUGUUGACUCAUUCCAAUGUUUGUUCUGAAAGCUGUUCCUACCUUACAGUACUUUGCAUUUACAUCUGACAGUGCGUCGUCUAGUAAAAGUCCUUGUGUAAUGAAUGACUGGUCCCUGCAUCACUAUCGUGUUGGUCUUUUCUCCUCCACUGUUCUUGUAUACAGCCGAGACCAGACUUGGCUG
Molecule: messenger RNA, 4616 nt
Organism: Polyodon spathula (Mississippi paddlefish)
Lineage: Eukaryota; Metazoa; Chordata; Actinopteri; Acipenseriformes; Polyodontidae
Product: lysophosphatidic acid receptor 6-like
Exons: 1
Coding region: 1841-2779 (312 amino acids)
Biological process (GO): positive regulation of Rho protein signal transduction; phospholipase C-activating G protein-coupled receptor signaling pathway
Cellular component (GO): membrane
Molecular function (GO): lysophosphatidic acid receptor activity
Source: RefSeq, a predicted model, not a curated record